This is a messenger RNA of Anolis sagrei ordinatus, 1514 nucleotides long. The record is from RefSeq and is a predicted model, not a curated record. NCBI's taxonomy places the organism in Eukaryota, Metazoa, Chordata, Lepidosauria, Squamata, Anolidae.
GGCCAGGAAGAGGAAGGCAAAGUCGUGUAUCUGUCAUAUGUGUGGUGCACAUCUGAACAGACUCCAUUCUUGCCUCUAUUGUGUUUUCUUUGGCUGUUUCACAAAGAAGCACAUCCACGAGCACGCAAAGGCAAAGCGACACAACUUAGCCAUAGACCUUUUGUAUGGGGGUAUAUACUGCUUUAUGUGUCAAGAUUACAUAUACGACAAAGAUAUGGAACAAAUUGCCAAAGAAGAACAACGGAAAGCUUGGAAGCUACAAGCCUUCACCCCAACAAUGGUUUCUCACUACCAGUGUACAAUGACAGGUAUUGGAGAGAAGUAUUCAACUUGGGAGCCAACCAAACGAGAGUUAGAGCUGCUUCGACACAACCCCAAACGGAGAAAAAUAACUACAAACUGCACCAUAGGUCUAAGAGGGCUAAUCAACCUUGGGAACACGUGUUUUAUGAACUGUAUUGUCCAAGCACUUACCCACACUCCACUACUGCGAGAUUUCUUCCUCUCCGACAGACACAAAUGUGAAAUGCAAAGUCCCAGCUCAUGUCUGGUCUGUGAAAUGUCUACGCUUUUUCAGGAGUUCUACUCUGGGCACCGAUCUCCUCACAUUCCAUAUAGGUUAUUGCACCUGGUAUGGACGCAUGCGCGGCAUUUAGCAGGGUACGAGCAACAGGAUGCGCACGAGUUCCUCAUCGCUGCAUUAGAUGUGCUACAUCGGCACUGCAAAGGUGACGAUAAUGGGAAGAAAGCCAACAACCCCAACCACUGUAACUGCAUCAUAGACCAAAUCUUCACAGGUGGACUGCAGUCUGACGUCACUUGCCAAGUCUGCCACGGUGUUUCCACAACGAUAGAUCCGUUCUGGGACAUCAGUUUGGAUUUGCCCGGUUCCUCCACCCCGUUUUGGCCUCUGAGCCCCGGCAGCGACGGCAGCGUGGUCAAUGGGGAGAGCCACGUGACGGGAACCACCACCCUCACAGACUGCUUGCGAAGGUUUACGAGGCCAGAACACCUAGGAAGCAGUGCCAAAAUCAAAUGUAGUGGUUGCCAUAGCUACCAGGAAUCCACCAAACAACUCACUAUGAAGAAAUUACCCAUCGUGGCCUGUUUUCAUCUCAAACGGUUUGAACACUCAGCCAAACUGAGGCGAAAGAUUACUACAUAUGUCUCCUUUCCAUUGGAGUUGGACAUGACACCAUUUAUGGCUUCCAGUAAAGAGAGCAGAAUGAAUGGGCAGUAUCAGCAGCCAGCAGAUAGUCUAAACAACGAUAAUAAGUAUUCCUUGUUUGCAGUAGUUAAUCACCAGGGAACCCUGGAGAGCGGGCACUAUACCAGCUUCAUCCGGCAACACAAGGACCAGUGGUUCAAAUGUGACGAUGCCAUCAUCACCAAGGCUAGCAUUAAGGAUGUACUAGACAGUGAAGGGUAGGUUUUGCAUGACGCUCACGGGUGGAGAACAGCCUCCCAGAGAGGCAAAAUAUGUCAGUUUUGAUUGCUUUCUUUUCAGAAUGAUG